UAUAAAAUAAAGUUAAUCAUUUCUUCGUGUCUCUUUUAUGCCGCCGGAUUUUUUACUCUUCACUCGUCUCCCUCUUCUCUGCUUCCGCGGCGGCAUUGGAACCCCUCUUCAUGCAAUCGUCUGCGGCCUCUUCUCUGCCGCCGGGUUUUUUACCCUCUUCACUUGUCUCCCUCUUCUCUGCUUCUGCGGCGGCAUCGGCAUGAGAAUUCCAUUGGCGGGAAUGAUGGGCGUCGUCUCAUACUUAUCGCAUGAGUUCCUCAAUCUUCCUCAAUCUUCCUGGCUUGGCCAAGCCCUCCAACUCUUCGUUCAAGCGGAGAUUGAGAAGAGAAUUCGUGGACGGGCUCACAUCCUUGCGUUGAAAGAGCGAUCAUGCAAUGAAUUUUGGUUGGAAGGUGCAUCGAACAACAUUUUGGUUAAAUGCCUGACCUUAUUUUGGCCUUUUUUUAACAAAUUUCUGCUAACCCAACAGUUCAACGAUGGAAAAUUUGCAGUAUUCGUCAAGUUACUAAAUCUAUGGUUAAGAAGAGCGGUUGAUCAUGGACCUACAGAGCCGUUGGGGUAACAGGUGAUCAAAGAAAGUUCUAGGACCAUUUGAGGCUUGAAAAUAUUCAGAGAAUUGCUAAAGAUAGAGAGGAAUCACUGUAUCAAGAUCAUUGGUUAUCGUUGAAAGCUACUAAGUGUUUAAAGCCGCUUAUUAGAAGAAAACUGAUAGUGUUGGGUCACUAUUAAUGAGUGAAAAUAAAGGAUUGGGAGAGUUGAAGACUGUAGAAGAUGUCGAUUAAACUUGAGGGUGAAGUCGUUGGUUGAAGAUCAGAAGCCGCUUAAGGAAUCUUCCUAAUUGCCAAAGUCAAGGUCAUAGGUUUUUUGGAAAGAGAAAACACAGAAGUUUUCUGAGUUAAAAGAUUCAGUGAGAACAGAAGAUGGAAGCCCAUGAUAUAAAAUGUUUGCCAGCAACUGCCUGAAGUUAUUUUAGCAAUGAGUUAAAAUUUUAUUUAAGGGAGGAGAUUAGAGAGAAUUUCCAAUUGAAAAACAAAUAUUUGUCAUUGCAACAAAGACAAAUCAUAACGAGGAUAGUCACAGAGGAGGACAUAAAGAAAAUAAUUGUUGUAAUCUUCACCCUCGUUCAAUUUGUGGAUUGAAAAAAUCAUUUUGAAAAGUCAUGUUCGAACAAAGAAGAAUGAACGAUCUAACAACUGUUGUAUGUAGAUUGAUUAUGGAUGGAUAGAUGGAUCUAAUUGGAAAAAAGUAACAAACAUGUUCAAAAGGUUGUAUAAGUCUAAGUGUUCACAUGUGAACAAAAGAGACGAUAAAUUGAAGUUUGAAUGUUCUGGUCAAGUAGUUGAUGAGGACUUGUUGUGAUUGACGCAUUGAAGUGUCAUUGGUCUUCUUUAGAGAAAGGAAGGGAAUACUUUGUGAUCUCUUAUGAAUGAGAGU
Messenger RNA from Cryptomeria japonica (Japanese cedar), 1434 nucleotides. RefSeq lists its product as uncharacterized. The transcript has 4 exons. The record is from RefSeq and is a predicted model, not a curated record. Lineage: Eukaryota; Viridiplantae; Streptophyta; Pinopsida; Cupressales; Cupressaceae. Bases 38 to 562 code for a protein of 174 amino acids.